AGUACGCGUGUGGCGGAAGUUUGUACUCUCACACGAAUCACCAACACAGCGGACCGGAGCGGAUUAGCCGUUUGUCCCCAGCGUUCGAACGGCAUGACGAGCAUCCACGAUCGAUGUCGUUGCACCCAAUCCUUCACAUGACUUGCAUGUCGCUGCGUGGAGCUUCAAUUAGAUAAGAAAAAGCACCGCGGAGAAAUCGAGUGGCAAGAUCAACACGCUGUCUCACAGUGCGUUGUUUAUGAGUGAGCGGUGUGGCAGCAGCUGAGCAUUGCAACGGGAUGCCAAGAUGCUGCUGUCCCUGGGAAUGCUGAUGCUGUCGGCCACGCAGAUCUACACCAUCUUCACCGUCCAGCUCUUUGCUUUCCUCCACCUGCUGCCUGUGGAAGCCGAUAUCGCAGCUUACUCAUUUGAGAACAAAACUAAGACCUUUGAUGACCUCCCGUCAAGGUUUGGAUACCGACUACCUAGCGAUGGAUUGAAGGGCUUCCUGAUUGAUGCACGACCAGCAAAUGCAUGCCAGCCCAUCGACCCCCCGCCCAGGGACAACUUGACGGGUGCCUUCGUUGUCCUUAUCAAACGCUUUGACUGCAACUUUGAUAUUAAGGUCCUCAAUGCACAGAAAGCUGGGUACAAGGCGGCCAUUGUUCACAAUGUGGACUCCAAUGACUUGAUCAGCAUGGGCUCCAAUGAUCUGGACAUAAUGAAACAGAUUGAUAUUCCCUCCGUGUUUGUGAGUGAAAAGACGGCCAACUCUUUGAAAGAAGACUACCUGUUUGACAAAGGGGGGCGCGUGAUCCUCAUGCCAGAUUUCAGCCUUCCGUUGGAAUACUACUUGAUCCCCUUCCUCAUCAUCGUUGGAAUCUGCCUCAUCCUCAUUGUUGUCUUCAUGAUCACAAAGUUUGUCCAAGAUCGACACAGGGCUCGGAGGAGCCGCCUCCGCAAAGAUCAGUUGAAGAAGCUUCCGAUCCACAAGUACAAAAAAGGAGACAACUAUGAUGUCUGCGCCAUCUGCCUGGACGAGUACGAGGAAGGAGACAAACUGCGGGUCCUGCCAUGUUCUCAUGCCUACCACAGCAAAUGCGUGGACCCCUGGCUGACCAAAACCAAGAAGACGUGUCCGGUGUGCAAGCAGAAGGUAGUGCCCUCGCAGGACGACUCUGACUCUGACGAGAGCGGCGGUGAAGAGAAUGACGAGGCGUCCGAAAGCACCCCGCUGCUGCGCUCGCUAGCCUCCACCAGCGCCCACUCCUUCGGCACCAUGUCGGCGGCGUCCCGCUCCGACCGCGACCAGGGGGAGUCCUCAGAGUACGAGGACGAUGAGGUGGAUGAAAGCAGCGACGGCGAGGAGGAGGUCACCGUGGUGGUCCAGAUGCAGCGAUCAAGCCCGGAAGGCCACGAUCAUGACCUGCUUCGAGCUUGACCCUUUCUUGGGGACAACUCACUGUUGACCUUGAUAUACUCCCCUUACAUAUUCAUAGGUACUGUAUAUUUGAUUGCAAGCUGGCGAAUGAAGCGUUGAAGGAAGUCUGCUGCGCACCUGUGAUAGGACUACACACGCAAUGACUGUUUGAGUCACAAAUACAAGAUACACUCCUACAGGCCAAGGCCAUGUCCACAUGAGCACUGCGUAAAUACACAUGACCACAUACACACAAAAAUAUAUAAACAAACUGUUGUUCUCCAUCGAUUUUUAUUGUACAUACACAGAUGCAAUGGCUCUGCAGCUUCUUUUUUGAAGCAUGUGUUUAAAAAAAA
This is a messenger RNA of Hippocampus comes (tiger tail seahorse), 1755 nucleotides long. RefSeq names its product ring finger protein 13 (gene rnf13). Bases 287 to 1420 code for a protein of 377 amino acids. Gene Ontology annotation, molecular function: zinc ion binding. The transcript has 10 exons. The record is from RefSeq and is a predicted model, not a curated record. NCBI's taxonomy places the organism in Eukaryota, Metazoa, Chordata, Actinopteri, Syngnathiformes, Syngnathidae.